CUGAGACAGCCAGCCAUCAGAGAGAGGAUGGAGGGAGAGGGUCUAAUCAAAAACUCAGGUCAUGUGACCAUGCGCGUGCGGGAGCGCUGUGUAUGUUUAAUUCCAUUUCCUUAUCCGGGGGUCCGACCGAAGGCUUCCCAUUGGCUGGCUGUGGUCACGUGGAAUCCUAACUUUGUUCACUUGACAGAAAAGUAGGAGGGUUCAAGUGAACAGGAAUAACCGAAGACUAAAGGGAUGACAUAUAAAUUUUAGUUAUAUAUCUUUUCAAGUCGGCGCAAUUUCAGAAAAAGGCUGAAAUUAAUGGCCAUGAGCUCCUAUUUGAUCAACUCCAACUAUGUUGAUCCGAAGUUCCCACCCUGCGAGGAGUACUCACAGAGCGACUAUCUGCCCAGUCACUCCCCGGACUAUUACAGCUCACAGAGGCAGGAGCCCGCAGCGUUCCGGCCGGACUCCAUCUACCACAGCGAGCACCACCCGGAUCAUCGUCACCAGCCACGGGUCGAGCCGCCGUACACACCGUGCCAGCGCGCACCGCAACCCUCGGUAGUGACGUCCCCCCAGGGGCGCACCGCUCUGCCCGCCGGGCUCCACACCACCCCCCUGUCGGAGCAGAGUCACCGCUGUGACUCGGUCACGCCGAGCCCACCUCCACCCUGCGGCCAAAGCGCUGCGUCCCCCGUCGGCGGCCGAAAGGACCCGGUGGUUUAUCCGUGGAUGAAGAAAGUGCAUGUAAACAUCGUCAAUUCCAAUUACUCGGGUGGAGAGCCGAAGCGCUCCCGGACAGCUUAUACGCGCCAGCAGGUUCUGGAGCUGGAGAAGGAGUUCCACUACAACCGCUACCUGACCAGGAGGCGCAGGGUAGAGAUUGCGCACACGUUGUGCCUGUCAGAGCGUCAGAUUAAGAUCUGGUUCCAGAACCGGAGGAUGAAAUGGAAGAAGGACCACAAGCUGCCCAACACAAAAGUCCGCUCCGGGACCAACAGCACCUCAGGUUCUCAGACUAUGCCCGUUUCUCAGAGCCGCUCCUCUGGACCUCUAUAGUAGGCUACCUCUCUAUAGUUAGCUUUGUUUUCUCGGCUUCUAGACUGAAACUGAAGGAGUGACCCAUCAGAAGCUCCGGGAAUAAACACUUUGGACAGGAAUACGAACUCACUUCUUGAGAAGAAAGAAAGAUCAGUCAUUGCAUACAGCUGGACUCCCACUGAUUUGAUCCGUUAACAAUGUUUUCUUUUUUUUAAUGUUGGAUU
Cyprinodon variegatus (sheepshead minnow) is the source of this 1247-nucleotide messenger RNA. RefSeq names its product homeobox protein Hox-B4a-like (gene hoxb4a). The record is from RefSeq and is a predicted model, not a curated record. Gene Ontology annotation, biological process: anterior/posterior pattern specification; embryonic skeletal system morphogenesis; regulation of transcription by RNA polymerase II. Gene Ontology annotation, cellular component: nucleus. The coding region runs from base 301 to 1041 and encodes 246 amino acids. Gene Ontology annotation, molecular function: RNA polymerase II cis-regulatory region sequence-specific DNA binding; DNA-binding transcription factor activity, RNA polymerase II-specific. The transcript has 2 exons. Lineage: Eukaryota; Metazoa; Chordata; Actinopteri; Cyprinodontiformes; Cyprinodontidae.